AUGGACUCGAGACCCAUCCCCCCCGAGUCGGGCAACAAACGCGCCAGAUCCCCUUCCGGCGACCACCAACAUACCACCGCCGCCAAAGUUCCCAAAACACAGUCAAACCACCUGCAAAUAAAUUAUCUCGCCCGUCAGUAUCCACAAAAUAUCCCCCUCGUCUCCCCAGAUGACACCCUCCCUUCCAUCCUCCGUCUCAUGAACGACUACGACGGGGUUCUCCAGCGACACGAAAGCAUCGCAGGCAAUCUAGGCGCAUGUCCCCUUGGGCCCAUCCUCGUCACCCGUUUCGAACGGCUAUUUGACGGUCCUCCCAAGGUGCUCAAGUCGCAUGGAAAGGAAGGAACAACAGUCUCCUGGCUUGAUGUGGUCGAAUUCGCAAAAAACAAACCUGAACAGUUUACCCUCGAAAAAACGCGCAACGGUGUCCCCGUCUGUCAGAUCUAUACCAAACAGAGUCGCGUGGAAAUUUCAGAGGAAGAUUACAUCCUGAUCAAGUCCGGUAUCCCUCAGAAGAUUAUUCCUCCUCAGCCCAUAGUUGAAGAUGAAGAGAAGGAGCUGGGCGCAUUAGAAAUAUUAGAGAAGAAUUUGUCCCAGAUCAUUAAUCUGGCUGAUCAAGUGUCAGCGCGUGCUAGACAAUUAAACCACAGAUUCAAGAACCGCAAGACUGCAAUCGUUACUAGGAGAGAGAACGAUUUAUCCCUCAGUGCUCAACAGCAAAGAUCCAUUAGUCCAUUCCGAGAAUCCAAUGGCAAUGUAAUGGGUACCAACACCCAUACUAGCAACGGCCAUUCGCAUCCUCACUCCCCCCCAGGUUUUGUCGCUGUUAAUUCCCGAUACGACCCCCCCCAGGAUGAUCCCAGCGUCCUAUCCGCAGCCCAGUUUAUGUUCCCCCAUUCCAGUACGGACAACAUCACCAUCAUCAACGGCACUUCAAUCAAAGGUGCCUCCCCAGCUACGCGUGCUGAAUUGAUGAAAAAGUUCUUCACAACUGCCGACCGUCACGCCCGCGGCUUUUCGGAUGAAGAAGAAGAAACAACAACGAAGACGACAGAAUGCCCCCCUCCCGCCCGCCAAACGUCACGUUCACGCCCCCGCGCCUCAGACCCGGGCGAGUAUAGCAGCAGCGGCUACGCAGGCGCCCCCGUCCCCAUCCCCAGUACUCCCUCAUCCCUCCUUCCUCAACCCAAGUCGUCGAACCACUACGAGCGGGAUGAUGGAGGGCCCUACAAGAUUGAAAUGGUUAGUCGCAUGGAGGGGCUACAGCGGGGUGAGCGCAUCUUGCCUCCCUGCGACCGCUGUCGGCGCCUACAGAUGGAUUGUCAUAAGAAUCUCACAGCGUGUAUGGGCUGUACGAAGAAACAUGCCAAGUGCUCGUGGAAGGAUGUUAAGCUUGAGGAACUUCGGAAUACGUACCCACGUAACAGCAAUAGGAGUGUGGGGAGCGGUGGCAGUGCGCGUGAAGGGCCAAUGGUGACAGAGACGGAUGCUGAUAGGAGUCUGGGGGGCACGGGGACGCCGGCGACUACUAUACCCGGUGUUGGCAUUGGUCCUAGUAUUACAGAUUCGAUGUCCAAUAAUAAUAGCAGCGCAAGUGGUCGCCCAGCGCGCAUCUGA
Messenger RNA from Paracoccidioides brasiliensis Pb18, 1617 nucleotides. RefSeq lists its product as uncharacterized. The coding region runs from base 1 to 1617 and encodes 538 amino acids. The record is from RefSeq and is a predicted model, not a curated record. Gene Ontology annotation, biological process: regulation of DNA-templated transcription. Gene Ontology annotation, molecular function: DNA-binding transcription factor activity, RNA polymerase II-specific; zinc ion binding. The transcript is spliced from 2 exons.